AUGUGGACCUGGUACAAAAUAUUAAUUUUCUCUUACCUCACAACAGAAAUUUGGAUGGAAAAGCAGUUUGUCUCCCAGAGAGGUAUGACCCUACAAGCUUAUUCAACUUGGAACUACACCAAUUUGGAAAGGACGAGAUUUAAAAGAGCCCUUUACAAGGGACAUUACUGUAGGAUUCGUGGUUGUUGUGAAGACAGGAAUGAUGACUGCGUAACUCAUUUCUAUGAGGCAAAUGCCAUGUGUUAUUGUGAUAAAUUCUGUGAAAGGGAAAAUUCUGAUUGCUGUCCUGAUUACAAGCCCUUUUGCCAAGGAGACAAUCUGAUUCAAAAAGGUAGGCACUGGGAAAGCAACACAUAAAGAAGGCCUUUCCCUCCAGAGGGUUGCCUCAGAGAUGGUCAACAUUAUGAGGAAGGAUCCAUAAUUAAAGAAAACUGCAAUAACUGCACAUGCUCAGACCAGCAGUGGCGAUGCUCCCAGCAUGUAUGCCUUGUUCGUCCAGAAUUAAUUGAAAACAUCAAUACUAGAGAUUAUGGAUGGACGGCUCAUAAUUACAGUCAAUUCUGGGGAAUGACUCUAGAAGAAGGCUACAAAUUUCGCCUUGGCACCUUGCCUCCUUCUCCAACACUUCUGAGCAUGAAUGAAAUGACAGUCACUUUGCCUUCAGAGAUUGAUCUUCCAGAGUUUUUUAUGUCCUCCUACAAGUGGCCUGGAUGGACUCAUGACCCAUUGGAUCAAAAAAACUGUGCUGCAUCCUGGGCGUUUUCCACUGCAAGUGUGGCUGCUGAUCGAAUAGCAAUUCAGUCCAAUGGUCGUUACACAGAUAAUCUAUCUCCUCAGAAUUUGAUCUCUUGCUGUGUCAAAAAUCGUCAUGGAUGCAAAGGAGGGAACAUUGACAAAGCUUGGUGGUACCUGAGAAAACGUGGGUUGGUGUCUCAUGCAUGCUACCCACUUUUUAAGGACCAAAUCUUCAACAACAAUGGCUGUGACAUGGCCAGUAGAUCUGAUGGACGGGGUAAAAGGCAUGCCACAAAACCAUGUCCAAACAACACAGAGAAAUCUAAUCGAAUAUACCAGUGCUCUCCUCCAUAUAGAGUCUCUUCCAAUGAAACUGAAAUAAUGAAAGAAAUAAUGCAGAAUGGGCCAGUACAAGCCAUAAUGCAAGUGCAUGAGGAUUUCUUCCAUUACAAAUCAGGGAUAUAUAGACAUAUCAACAGAAUACAGGAUGAAGCAGAAAAAUACCGAAAUCUAUGCACACAUUCGGUCAAACUCACUGGAUGGGGGAUACUCCGAGGAGCACAAGGAAGAAAAGAAAAAUUUUGGAUUGCUGCCAAUUCCUGGGGAAAGUCAUGGGGAGAGAAUGGUUAUUUCAGGAUUCUUCGUGGUGUGAAUGAGUCUGACAUUGAAAAGUUGAUUAUCGCUGCUUGGGGCCAUUCAACGAGUUCAGAUGAACCAUAA
This is a messenger RNA of Dromiciops gliroides (monito del monte), 1455 nucleotides long. RefSeq names its product tubulointerstitial nephritis antigen (gene TINAG). Gene Ontology annotation, cellular component: lysosome. Lineage: Eukaryota; Metazoa; Chordata; Mammalia; Microbiotheria; Microbiotheriidae. The transcript has 12 exons. The record is from RefSeq and is a predicted model, not a curated record. Gene Ontology annotation, molecular function: cysteine-type peptidase activity. Gene Ontology annotation, biological process: proteolysis.